Cuculus canorus (common cuckoo) is the source of this 4628-nucleotide messenger RNA. RefSeq names its product histone deacetylase 5 (gene HDAC5). Gene Ontology annotation, biological process: chromatin organization; negative regulation of transcription by RNA polymerase II. Gene Ontology annotation, molecular function: histone deacetylase activity. Gene Ontology annotation, cellular component: histone deacetylase complex. The transcript is spliced from 27 exons. NCBI's taxonomy places the organism in Eukaryota, Metazoa, Chordata, Aves, Cuculiformes, Cuculidae. Bases 184 to 3420 code for a protein of 1078 amino acids. The record is from RefSeq and is a predicted model, not a curated record.
GUCGGGGCGGGCGGGGCCGCGGCCAAGAUGGAGGCGCGGGGCGGGGGGGCGGCGGGGCCGUGCGGCCAUCAGGGCUCGUGGGCGGCACGGGCUCAGCCCCAGCGCCCCGGCCGGCACUGACACCUGCUCCAGACACUCGCCUCUCCGCGCCCCUCCCCAGCACCGCUGACCCCACCAGCUGCCAUGGACCCCCCAGGUGACACAGAGGGGGGAUCUGGCCCUGAAGCCUCGUUGGAACUCCUGUCCCGCUCCCAGCUCCACGCUGCCCUCCCCACCUCAGGGCCGGAGGGGCCGGCGGAGGCGUGUGGGGAGCGGCGGGGCACGGGGCUGGAUGCGGCAGCACGGGAGCGGCAACUGCAGCGGGAGCUGCUGGCCCUCAAGCAGCAGCAGCAACUCCAGAAGCAGCUGCUCUUUGCUGAGUUCCAGAAGCAGCACGAGCACCUCACCCGCCAGCACGAGGUGCAACUCCAGAAGCACCUUAAGCAGCAGGAAGCGCUGGCUGCGCGCCGGCAGCAGGAGCUGGAGCAGCAGCGGCAGCGCGAGCGGCAGGAGGCCCUGGAGCAGCAGCGCCUGGAGCAGCUGCGUGCCCUGCGCACCAAGGACAAGAGCCGCGAGAGCGCCAUCGCCAGCACAGAGGUGAAGCUGAAGCUGCAGGAGUUCCUGCUCAGCAAGACAAAGGAGCCAGGCACCAGCCACCCCAACCAUUCCCUCCCCCAGCACCCCAAAUGUUGGGCGCACCACACCUCGUUGGACCAGAGCUCCCCCCCGCAGACCGGCAGUCCAGGGACCCCCCCGUCCUACAAACUCCCCGUCCUUGGCACCUAUGACGGCCGGGAUGAUUUCCCGCUCCGCAAAACCGCCUCUGAACCCAACCUGAAAGUGCGCUCACGGUUAAAACAGAAGGUGGCAGAGCGCAGGAGCAGCCCCCUGCUGCGGAGGAAGGAUGGCACCGUCAUCAGCACCUUCAAGAAGCGAGCGGUCGAGAUCACGGUGUCCUCCGUGUGCAGCAGCGCCCCAGGCUCCGGGCCCAGCUCCCCCAACAGCUCCCACAGCACCAUCGCCGAGAACGGCUUCACCGGCUCCGUCCCCAAUAUCCACGCCGAGCUCCUGCCCCAGCACCGAGCCCUCACCCUGGACGGCGCCAGCCAGCUCAACCUCUACACAUCCCCAUCCCUGCCCAACAUCUCCCUGGGGCUGCAGGCCACUGUCACCGUCACCAACUCCCACCUCAGCGCGUCCCCAAAGCUGUCCCCGCAGGCGGAGGUCGAACGCCCGGCCGUGACUGCACUGUGCCCCGGGGCCACACUCACCGGAAAGUUCUUAAGCACGUCCUCCAUCCCGGGCUGCCUCCUGGGGGUGGCUCUGGAGGGGGACUCCCCCGCUGGCCCUGCAUCCCUCCUGCAGCACGUCCUGCUGCUGGAGCAGGCGCGCCAGCAGAGCACCCUCAUUGCUGUGCCGCUGCACGGGCAAUCGCCACUGGUGACCGGGGAGCGCAUGGGCAGCGUGCGGACAGUGGGGAAGCUGCCACGGCACCGGCCCCUGAGCCGCACGCAGUCGUCUCCGCUGCCCCAGAGCCCCCAGACCCUGCCCCAUGGCGCCAUCCAGCACCACUUCCUCGACAAGCAGCAGGUCCAGCUGGGCAAGCUGCUCCCCAAGGCGGGGGAGCUGGUGCGGCAGCCCCCGACCCACCCCGAGGAGACGGAGGAGGAGCUGACGGAGCAGCAGUCACCCCCACCAGGGGACGGAGUCCCCUUGGGUGCCCCCAUUGCCCCCUUGGACGGUGGGGAGCCCCCAGAGCGGCUACCGGACCCCGAGGGCUGCAAGGUCCCCCACGAGGAGCCAGGUGACAGCGGGGACGAGGCCGAGCCCCCCGGGGUCCCCGAUGUGGCCGAGCUGGGGGUCUCGUACAAGCAGGUGCCGCUGCAGCUGUACCCCCCUCCGCCCCUGGGCAUCCUGGCACUGCCCCAUCCCACCCUCGCCCGCGCGCAGUCGUCCCCCGCCAGCGCUAAGGCCCCUGUGCCCGACGGGACCCCCAACCUCUUCACCACAGGCGUGGUGUACGACACGUUCAUGCUGAAGCACCAGUGCACCUGCGGGAACACCAACAUCCACCCUGAGCACGCUGGCCGCAUCCAGAGCAUCUGGUCCCGCCUGCAGGAGACCGGCCUCCUCGGCAAGUGCGAGCGCAUCCGGGGCAGGAAGGCAACACUGGAGGAGAUCCAGACGGUGCACUCGGAGCAUCACACGCUGCUCUACGGCACCAGCCCCCUCAACCGCCAGAAGCUCGACAGCAAGAAGCUCCUGGGUCCCAUCGGCCAAAAGACAUACACGGUGCUGCCGUGUGGAGGCAUCGGGGUUGACAGUGACACAGUGUGGAACGAGAUGCACUCGUCCAGUGCCGUGCGCAUGGCGGUGGGCUGCCUAGUGGAGCUCGCCUUCAAGGUGGCCAACGGGGAGAUCAAGAAUGGUUUCGCCGUCAUCCGCCCCCCAGGGCACCACGCGGAGGAGUCCACGGCCAUGGGCUUCUGUUUCUUCAACUCAGUGGCCAUCUCGGCCAAACUGCUCCAGCAGAAGCUGAGCGUGGGCAGGAUCCUCAUCGUGGACUGGGACAUCCACCAUGGGAAUGGGACCCAGCAGGCCUUCUACAGUGACCCCGACGUGCUCUACAUCUCCCUGCACCGCUACGAUGACGGCAACUUCUUCCCGGGCAGCGGGGCGCCUGAGGAGGUCGGCAGUGGGAUGGGAGUGGGCUACAACAUCAACAUCGCCUGGACCGGCGGCGUUGACCCCCCCAUUGGGGACGUGGAGUAUCUCACUGCCUUCAGGACCGUGGUGAUGCCCAUCGCCAACGAGUUCUCCCCAGAUGUGGUGCUGGUCUCCGCUGGCUUCGAUGCCGUCGAGGGCCACCUCUCCCCACUCGGCGGCUACUCCGUCACCGCCAAAUGUUUCGGCCACUUGACGAAGCAGCUGAUGAUGCUGGCGGGCGGGCGUGUGGUGCUGGCGCUAGAGGGGGGUCAUGACCUGACGGCCAUCUGCGAUGCCUCCGAGGCCUGCGUCUCCGCUCUACUGGGCCUGGAGCUGGAGCCCCUGGAUCCAUCCCUGCUGCAGCAGAAGCCAAACGUGAACGCAGUGGCCACCCUGGAGAAGGUCAUCGAGAUCCAGAGCCGGCACUGGGGCUCGGUGAAGCGCUUUGCCACGGCUGUGGGCUGCUCCCUGCUGGAGGCGCAGAAAAGGGAGGCGGAGGAGGCCGAGACGGUGACGGCCAUGGCCCUGCUCUCAGUGGGCGCCGAGCAGGGGGGCGCUGACCCCCAGCCCAGGGCUGAGCGCUGGGCCCUGCACAGGAUGCGGCCUCGCUUAAGCCCCACUUUGCCCCUGGCCAGGCUGGCGGAGGAGCCGAUGGAGGCUGAGCCUGCGCUGUGACCCUGUCCCUCGCCACAGCUGGGAUUGUUUCCAUUUCUGAAAAAGAGAGAAACACCGAGAAGAUCGAAAAACACAGAAAAAUCAUGUUAAAAAAAAAAAAAAAACACAUUAAAAGAAAAAAGACAAAAAAAAACCCCACGAUGGAGGAAACUGGGAGAAAAAACAGAAAAAAGAGGAAAAUAUUUUCUUUUUCUAUUAAAAAGAGAAGAAAAACACAAAAAAAUCCCCCUGUCCUGUUGGACCCCAGCUCCACGUCGUGUUUGCAGUCGUGUCUCUUGUGAAGCAUCAGUUCCACCAGCACCCCCACUCCUCCCACCCCUCCGUCCGUUCCUCUGUCCAUCUGUCUGUUGGGUUUCCUGUCGCUGCCCUGGGCCCCCCUGGCCCCACUGCGGCUCCUCUUUUUGUGUUUUUAGGGGGUUUUCCUUGUUUUCUCCCCUUUUUGUUUUCCCCACUUGUUCCCUCCCUGGCUCCGGCGUCCAUCCCACCCUGGGGGAAGCGAGGGGAAGUAUUUGUGCCUUUGAGUAAGUCGGUUUUAUUUUAAUGCCUUAAUUUCCCUGUGAUUUUGGGUUUUCUGAAUCCUGUUUAUUUUCCCCCGGGCAUCCCUGCUUUGGAGGGGGACAUGGGGAGCAGGGGAUGAGCCCCAUCCCUCUGUCACCCUGGGCCGAUGGGUGACGGAUCCCAGCACCUUUGUUGGGAUCAAACCUUGUCCAUUCCUAAAAGAGAGGAGAGGAAAAAAAGAAAAAAAAAAGAGGAAAAAACCACUUUAUCUUCCUGUAAGUUCACCAGCCGGAGGGGACUCGGAGCUAUUUUAGCUUUAAAAGAGAGGAAAAGCCCACCCACGCCACACAAAGGUAUAUAAUUUUAUUACAGAUGUAUUAUUUAAUAAUAUUUUUUUUACCGUGGGUCCUGGGCGCAGGAGGGCACGGGGACAGCUCCGUGGCUUAAGUUUAUUCCGGCGGGGUUUGGGGUGGCUCUGGGGGUCCCCGCAGAGGGGCAGGGCGGCAGAGAUGGGGAUGGGGGCAAUUCCCCCGCCGGCCCGGCCGUGGUGUGGGGUGAAGAGAGUCAGCGAGGUCUCUCUUGCUCCAGGCCGGUGCCCCUGCAUUCCCCGCCCCGGUCUCCCUUCUGUCCACCCGCUCGUGCGCUCGAUAUGGGUUUCAGUUGAGUAUUUUGUAAUAUGUUACCAAUGUUCGUCCUUGUAUAAAUACAAA